CCCACCCCGGAAGUGGGGGCGGAGCGAGUGAGGCGUCGGCGCUCAGUGGGCGGAAGUGGCUGUUGGAGGCUUUAAGGUAGCUUUAAAUUCCUGCUGUCUUGGCAGCUCACCCCUUUCAGCUGGAGACGGGCUCCUCGCGACUGAUGGCUGUGGACGUGAAGUCGCGAGCGAAGCGUUAUGAAAAACUGGACUUCCUCGGGGAGGGACAGUUUGCCACGGUUUACAAGGCCAGAGACAAGAACACCAACCAAAUUGUCGCCAUUAAGAAAAUCAAACUUGGACAUAGAUCAGAAGCUAAAGAUGGUAUAAAUAGAACAGCCUUAAGAGAGAUAAAAUUAUUACAGGAGCUAAGUCAUCCAAAUAUAAUUGGUCUCCUUGAUGCUUUUGGACAUAAAUCUAACAUUAGCCUUGUCUUUGAUUUUAUGGAAACUGAUCUAGAGGUUAUAAUAAAGGAUAACAGUCUUGUGCUAACACCUUCUCAUAUCAAAGCCUAUAUGUUGAUGACUCUUCAAGGAUUAGAAUAUUUACAUCAACAUUGGAUUCUGCAUAGGGACCUAAAACCAAACAACUUGUUGCUAGAUGAAAACGGAGUUCUAAAACUGGCCGAUUUUGGCCUGGCCAAAUCAUUUGGGAGCCCCAGUAGAGCUUAUACACAUCAGGUUGUAACCAGGUGGUAUCGGGCCCCUGAGCUGCUGUUCGGAGCUCGAAUGUACGGUGUAGGUGUGGACAUGUGGGCCGUGGGCUGUAUAUUAGCAGAGUUGCUUCUGAGGGUUCCUUUUUUGCCAGGAGAUUCAGACCUUGAUCAACUAACAAGAAUAUUUGAAACUUUGGGCACACCAACUGAAGAGCAGUGGCCUGACAUGUGUAGUCUUCCAGAUUUCGUGACAUUUAAGAGUUUUCCUGGAAUUCCAUUACAACAUAUCUUCAUUGCAGCAGGAGAUGACUUGCUAGAUCUUAUACAAGGCUUAUUCUUAUUUAAUCCCUGUACUCGAAUCACGGCCACACAGGCGUUGAAAACUAAGUAUUUCAGUAAUCGGCCAGGGCCAACACCUGGAUGUCAGCUGCCAAGACCAAACUGUCCAGCAGAGGCUCUAAAGGAGCAGUCCAAUCCAGCCAUGGCAACAAAACGGAAGAGAACAGAGGCCUUGGAACAAGGAGGAUUACCCAAGAAGCUAAUUUUUUAGCUACAGAGAAAACUGGACAAUAUUCUACUACUGAAGGAAACAGUGGAAAAGGCACAAUAGUAAACAUAAAGUAAAUGCUUUAAAAGAUAUUUGUAAAUAUUCUACACAUGUAAAAUAUGUAAAACUGGAUUAUUUUUAUUAAAUGUAUUUUAAAACAAAUUUAAUUCUGAUCUUCUGAUUAAGAGUGCAGUAGUAAUAAAAUAAGUUUAAUUCUCUGACAUGCAGAAUUGAAAAUGCAUUAAGGAAUCCUUAAUAAAAAUAAUUAUCAAUUACUU
Odocoileus virginianus texanus is the source of this 1459-nucleotide messenger RNA. RefSeq names its product cyclin dependent kinase 7 (gene CDK7). Gene Ontology annotation, cellular component: cytoplasm; nucleus; transcription factor TFIIH holo complex. Gene Ontology annotation, biological process: positive regulation of transcription by RNA polymerase II; protein phosphorylation. Gene Ontology annotation, molecular function: cyclin-dependent protein serine/threonine kinase activity; ATP binding; RNA polymerase II CTD heptapeptide repeat kinase activity. Lineage: Eukaryota; Metazoa; Chordata; Mammalia; Artiodactyla; Cervidae. The record is from RefSeq and is a predicted model, not a curated record.